AGGUGUUAAAGUCAUCUCUGCGGGGGAGGGGAGCGACAUCCCCUUGAAUUCCGAAACGGAAGUAGGUAUAUAUAUAUAUACCGGUUGUCUCAGCAGGCUCACCACAACUUCCUCCACCACUCUCACAGCUCAAUGGCCGCCAAGGUGCUCCUUCUCCUGGCUCUGGUAGCAGCCGCCUCCGCCGCCAGUACGUACGAGAUUCCCUACAGGUCCUAUGAUUCCUACGAGUCGUACGAGUCUGAAGAACCGAAUUACAACUUUAGGUACGUGGUCAAAGACUACUACGGCAACGACUUCGGUCAUAGGGAGCGGCGCAAUGGCGACUAUACCGAGGGCACCUACUACAACCAGCUGCCCGACGGCCGCUACCAGACGGUGAAGUAUGUGGUGGACGGCUACUCUGGUUUCGUGGCCGACGUCAGCUACGAGGGCGAGGCUCACUACGACUCUGGCUCCUACGAGUCUUCUGAACACUACAGGCCGACCUACGACUCAGGCUCUCAGGAACGUUACAGGCCAAGGUACGACUCUGAGUCCCACGAGUAUUACAGGCCAAGCUACAGGUACGGCUACAGCGGCUGAGACGAGCAUUAGACGUCAUGGCACAGCUCCAAACAACACAGGUCGUCCUGGUCGUCGCCUGGAGCAUGAGUUUACCAAAGGUAGCAGUCACUCUGGCGGAGGCUGCAGCUUCCCACCAGGUCGUGACCUCUUUCACAUCUUGUUUUCUUGUUUCCUGUAUUAAUGUGUUCUGUUAUCGACAUGACUAGAGUAUAGAAUAAAUAAAGUCACUAUAA
Molecule: messenger RNA, 797 nt
Organism: Scylla paramamosain (green mud crab)
Lineage: Eukaryota; Metazoa; Arthropoda; Malacostraca; Decapoda; Portunidae
Product: cuticle protein 19-like
Exons: 3
Coding region: 133-582 (149 amino acids)
Cellular component (GO): extracellular matrix
Source: RefSeq, a predicted model, not a curated record